UCCAGACCAGACCGACGCGGACCGACGGCUCCGUCGCUUUUGGUUCCGGGUUCCCUCCUUGCCGGCGAAGACCACCGCGAAAUGUUGAGGCGAAGGCCGUCCGAGAGGGAGCAGGUGCAAAAGAAGAAGCUCACCCUGCAGAGGUCGAACAGCUUCAACUUCAUGAAGCCCAAAGUCACCUCGCCCGUCACGCCGGACAAGGACUUCGUCCCGGACCAGACCGUUGACGGCGACGCAGACGGAGAGAAAAGCGGCAGCAGACUGGGCAAGAAGUGGCGCAACGUCAUCUCCCGGACCAUGACCCGCAAGACCUCCAAGAUGGUCCAGAAGUAUCUGGCUGAGGAGGAGACUUUCCAGGGGGAGAGCUGUGAGGACAUGUCCCCCAAGUCCCUCAGUUGGGGAAGCCAGAGGACAUCCAUGUGCUCUACCGGCUCGGAGGACACCACGUCCAGUCCCGUCAUCAGUCCGCUUUUCAACAACGGCGACAGACAAAGCCUGGACAGCGGUUACUGCCAGAGGGACAGCAGGAGACUGGACGAGGACGCGGUCUCUUUCAACGGACCUUUCUGUGGUCGGGCCGUGGUGCACACCGACUUCACUCCCAGUCCUUACGAUGUGGAGUCCCUGAAACUUCAGAAAGGUGACAUCAUCCACAUCAUUGAGAAGCCUCCGGUGGGGACCUGGACGGGGAAACUCAACCAAAAGGUGGGAUCCUUCAAGUUCAUCUACGUCAACCUCCUGCCAGACGAGAGCCCCGUGGCCAGGCGCAGACGUUGUGACAGCAACACCAACCGGAACAAGUCUAAACCCUCGACGCUGGAGGAGGUCCUGGACUGCAUUGAUCUGACGGAGUUGACUUCCUUGCUGUCCAUGCACGGAUUCCAGAACCUGGAAGACUUCACGGGCCUGAGGGAGUCUCACCUCAACGAGCUGAACAUCACCGACUCGGAUCAACGCGCCAAGAUCCUGAGUGCCGUCGACCUGCUCCAAGACUCCGAGGAUGAAUCCAGUCCGCGGGAGGAAGAAGUGGAGGCGGAAGACAGAUCCGAGGGGAACGCCAAGGAGCCGAGGGACUCGGGCUGUUUUGAGAGCUCCGAGCACCUGGACGCGAGGCCCGGGGAGGCCAAACCGGACGAGGAGACGGAACAGGAGGAAAAGGUGAUGGACGAUGUCCAACGAGACCUGCAACAGCUCAACGCGCAAGACGCACGUUGAAGAUUCCGGAACGGUUAUCGUAAAUGUUUGUCACGGCGGUUAUGGGGAGUUUUUCGACAGAAGCUGCGAGAACUUUGUGUUGUGACGCCAACACAACUCUCCAGCCAGAUCUUUUGUAAACGAACUGCUUCGUGUUGUUUCCAUGAAAGUGUCCUUUUCGAAUCGUCAUUAUCUUCGAUCUUUGUGAUGAUUGCAUUUCACGCUUCACUCGCGAGUAGUAUUUUUUUUUCGUUACUUGUACUAUGAGAUUUAUUACACUCUUCCACGUGCUGUAAAUAUUCGUGAUGAAUAAAAUGAGACUUUUUUUGUAAUAUUUCCCAUUUGUGCAU
Molecule: messenger RNA, 1544 nt
Organism: Syngnathoides biaculeatus (alligator pipefish)
Lineage: Eukaryota; Metazoa; Chordata; Actinopteri; Syngnathiformes; Syngnathidae
Gene: sash3
Product: SAM and SH3 domain containing 3
Exons: 8
Coding region: 82-1215 (377 amino acids)
Molecular function (GO): protein binding
Source: RefSeq, a predicted model, not a curated record